Molecule: messenger RNA, 2940 nt
Organism: Rhinopithecus roxellana (golden snub-nosed monkey)
Lineage: Eukaryota; Metazoa; Chordata; Mammalia; Primates; Cercopithecidae
Gene: FOXB1
Product: forkhead box B1
Exons: 2
Coding region: 470-1447 (325 amino acids)
Biological process (GO): anatomical structure morphogenesis; cell differentiation; regulation of transcription by RNA polymerase II
Molecular function (GO): RNA polymerase II cis-regulatory region sequence-specific DNA binding; DNA-binding transcription factor activity, RNA polymerase II-specific
Source: RefSeq, a predicted model, not a curated record
AAGGCGAUUGUCAUAUGAUAGCUAAGAAGUGGCACAUUAAUGAAGCGCCGCUACAGGGGUCUUUUCUGCUCCUGUCACCGCUUAAAACUAUCAGAUGGUUCGAGGGAGGGCAUGGAGGCAGCCACCUAGCUCAGCCGAGACACGGAGCCCACAGUAGCGCCCUCCGGAGCCCUAAGACCUUCGCUGCCACCAUUCGCGCCGGGACUCCUCAGCCGAGCUCGGCCGCCCGCAGGACGCUCCAGGAGCGUCGCGGACCGGGCGGCGCGGGACGCUGCGGGACUGAGCUCAAGAGCUCAGGUUCGCGCCGAGUCCAACCGGACCCGGACGCUGCGCGCAGAGUGCGCGCCGAGAGAGAAGCCGCGCGCAGCGGCGCCCUCCCGGAUGCGGACGCGCAACUUGAAGCAACUUUAAGAUCUGAGCAGUCCGCCGGCCCGCGCAGACCCAGAGCAAGAAGAGGGCGAGGAAGAAGAUGCCUCGGCCCGGCCGUAACACGUACAGCGACCAGAAGCCGCCCUACUCGUACAUCUCGCUGACCGCUAUGGCCAUCCAGAGCUCUCCCGAGAAGAUGCUGCCGCUGAGCGAGAUCUACAAGUUCAUCAUGGACCGCUUCCCCUACUACAGGGAGAACACGCAGCGCUGGCAGAACAGCCUGCGCCACAACCUCUCCUUCAACGACUGCUUCAUCAAGAUCCCGCGGCGGCCAGACCAGCCAGGCAAGGGCAGCUUCUGGGCGCUGCACCCCAGCUGCGGGGACAUGUUCGAGAACGGCAGCUUCCUGAGGCGCCGCAAGCGCUUCAAGGUGCUUAAGUCCGACCACCUGGCGCCCAGCAAGCCAGCGGACGCGGCGCAGUACCUGCAGCAGCAGGCCAAGCUGCGGCUCAGCGCGCUGGCGGCCUCGGGCACGCACCUGCCACAGAUGCCCGCUGCCGCCUACAACUUGGGCGGCGUGGCGCAGCCCUCGGGCUUCAAGCACCCCUUCGCCAUCGAGAACAUCAUCGCGAGGGAAUACAAGAUGCCUGGGGGACUGGCCUUCUCCGCCAUGCAGCCGGUGCCCGCUGCCUACCCGCUCCCCAACCAGUUGACUACCAUGGGCAGCUCGCUGGGCACCGGCUGGCCACACGUGUAUGGCUCCGCCGGCAUGAUCGACUCUGCCACCCCCAUCUCCAUGGCGAGUGGCGACUACAGCGCCUACGGCGUGCCGUUGAAGCCGCUGUGCCACGCGGCGGGCCAGACGCUGCCCGCCAUCCCCGUACCCAUUAAGCCCACGCCGGCCGCCGUGCCCGCGCUGCCUGCGCUGCCAGCGCCCAUCCCCACCUUGCUCUCGAACUCGCCGCCCUCGCUCAGCCCAACGUCCUCACAAACAGCCACCAGCCAAAGCAGCCCCGCCACCCCCAGCGAAACGCUCACCAGCCCGGCCUCCGCCUUGCACUCGGUGGCUGUGCACUGACCCGCAGGAGCCGACGCCCCCUCUCGUUCUCCUCCCCACCACCUCACUCGCCUUCCCUGGCUCCUAGUCCUGCCCGCCGCAACCUGGAACCGCCACCCUAACUUGUCCCUUUCACCUUCGGCCAACCAGUCUUGCCCCAAAAGAACUUUGUUUUGGACCCAGGAGAGAAAACACAAACUUGCAGAUGGGCCAGGAGGCGCGUAGGAGUUGUCCUCGCCCCCACGUCAGGGAAGGCCGGGGCCACCUGAGCCGAGCCAUCCCCUCCCUGAGGCCCCGAAACCCCCUCCCAUUUGACUGGCGGGGGAAAUCCAGUCACCCCCUGUUCGCCGAGAAAAGCGCGUCUUCCCUCCGCCCAGAUCGGCGGAGCCCCGAACUCUGCGCAGUUUCAAGACUAGAGCAACUGCCUCAGAUGUUUCCAGGAACAGAUCUCCACCACACCCCCUCCCCGCGAGGGCUGCAACCGCGCAGGGGAGGGCCGGAUCUCUUUACGUCUUGGAAAUCUGCAGCAAAAAGGAGCCACUAAUCUUCCUACCCCACUCGCCUCCGCCCAUCCGGCAGGGGCUGGGCAGACCACAACUUCCCGGGGUUGCGGCCCUGCCUCCCGGGCUUCUGCGGAGAUGUUGUUGUUUGGGGUUUUGUUUCCUUCCAGAGGCUCCAGGAGGAGCUGGGAGUUAGGAAAGAGGCUGCCAAGCUGAGAAGGCGACGCUUGUCCUCACACAGCAAAACAAAACUAAAAGUAACCUUGUAUUGUUUACAAAGCGCCCAGUAAUAUGUAAACAAUGAACUUGAAUCUGUCUUGCUAGGCGGACGAACGGGCAAAGCCCACAUUAUAAGUACCUGUUGUAAUGUGAAUGUUUACUCUUCAUUUCUGGCCAGGUUUAGGGGAGGGAAGUGGGGAUGGGAAAGUUAAUUGGGAUGUUAACUUUCCGAUUACUUAGAGACCUUUUUAGCUAUUUAUUUUAUUGUUGGGGAAAAAAAAGAAAGAAAGAAAAUGAAAUAAGCCCAAACCAAGAAAGCAUCAAGGGCAACCCGGGAAGAACUUAGAUAAGCUGACUGAUAACAUGAAGGGAUGUCACCGGAUAGCUCUCCCACGGACAAGUCUUUCUGUUUGCUACCAGAACUUUUCCAAGAAGCUAAAGGGCUGCAAAGAGAUGUAAAUACUUGUGAAUAGGAAUGAUUAUACACUGUGUAAAAUGCACUUUUGUUUGUUGUAUUCCUUUAGACUCUUAGAUAAUUGGCUGGAAAACGAACUGUUGUUCUGGUGUGACCUGCUUAAGUUAAAAAAAAAAAGUUGUAGUGUCAUCAGAGCUGUAAAAUUUUUACCUUUCAUUUUUCCCUCCCUGUACAGAAUUAGCAUGGCAUUUUAAAUAUUGAUGUUCUUGUUCCCAGCAUGCCUGUUUUAAAACAAAGGAUUUAAAAAGGGGGGGGGGUGUCUACAUUAAAUUAUGACCUAGUCCAAAUAAUAUUUUCUCAUUAAAAUAUGUAAAUUCAAA